AUGUCUGCGCCCUUGGAGACGCACGCUUCGGAGUUAAAACGAUACAAAAACAUCCCAGUUGUUGUCGUUGAGAACCACAAUGAAGCAUUGCCUCACAUCUACAGGAGCAUUGGUUCCAAACAUCUGCCACUGAAAGGAAUCACUUUGAUCCAUUUGGAUGCCCAUCCUGAUCUCCUCAUUCCCAAAGAUAUCACGGCAGAUCAAGUCUUUGACAAGGAGAAAUUGUUUGAGUCACUGAGCAUUGAAAACUGGAUUAUCCCAGCAGUUUAUGCAGGUCACAUCACAGAUAUUGUGUGGGUGAAACCUCCCUGGGCACACCAAAUGGAAGACCAGGAGACAGUCUGCUGCGUGGGAAAACACAAGACAACUAAGAAAAUGAUGAUAUCCUGCCCAGAAAACUAUUUUAUCAGUGAACUGUUGUUUGCCCCAGAAGAAGAUUUGCUAGAGAAGAAAACACUACAUCUGAAAGUGUUAACAAUGGACUCUUCUAUAAAAUUGGAAGCAGCAGUGGAAGGAGAUAGAAGUUUAGAUCAUAUAACUGAGUCAGUGUCAAAAUGCUGCUGCGAGACUGUGCAAUGUGGAAUUGUUUGUGGUGAUUCUAAAAAAACGGCUGGAAUUGUCUGUAGUGUAUGCUGUAAUGCAGAACUGGAGCAAGCUGCAAAUACGAACAGUAGGGAACCCUCUGAUAAAAACUGCUCCAAACAAAAUCUCCAUGCACCAGGAGUUAAAAGGGUUUUGUUGGAUGAAGAGAGAGAUAAUAAAGAUGACCAAAUAAAAAGAGUAAAACCUGAUUGUGGUUUAGGACAAAUAUCUGGUGACUGUAGCUCAACUGACAGAUUGGAUGUUAUAUGUAACAAUGACAGUACUGUCACUAGGAUUGUAAACAGUGCAGAAAAGACAUCUAGCAAGGCUUAUAUUCUUGACAUAGAUUUAGAUUUUUAUUCCACGCAGAAUCCAUUUAAAAUAACUUACACUGAAAAACAGUUUGAAAUACUAAACAGACUGUAUUAUUUCAAAAGACCUUCACUGGGAAGAGAAGCUGAAGGCACCAGGGAAAGAGAAGCCCAGUUAAACUUUUUGCAAAAUGUAUUCAAAGAUUUGUCGACUGGAAAGACAUUCCAUGAGAUAAAGACUUCUACACAGGAAAAAGACCUCCAAAAGAUAAAAUUGGUUGAAGAACUGGUCUUAGACCUCCAGAAAAAUACAGCUUCCAUUGAUUUUGAAUGGCUUCAUGAGGUUGGUUGUACAUGUGAUGAUACAGAGUUACCUCAUCAUAUAAGCAGUCCAGAAGAGAUACAUGCCCUUGUCAGGGCCACUAAGUCAUCUGUGGAGCUUCUCCCUGUGAAUCCUAUAAUGAUUACUAUAUCCAGGUCCAGUGAGGAUGACUACUGUCCCCCCAGUCAAGUGGACUUUAUCCAGACCCAGGUACUGGACAUGCUGAAGGAGGUGUAUGGACAACUGGACAUCAGAUAUGAUUAUGAAACAGAGUGACGGAGUUCUGCAGUU
Messenger RNA from Lingula anatina, 1506 nucleotides. Its product is annotated as UPF0489 protein C5orf22 homolog. The record is from RefSeq and is a predicted model, not a curated record. NCBI's taxonomy places the organism in Eukaryota, Metazoa, Brachiopoda, Lingulata, Lingulida, Lingulidae.